UUCUUUCCCCCACCCCUUUGUUUUUUUCAAAUCACGAAUGUUUUUGUUGCUGAAUUUUUUUGUAGCAAUUCUCUCUUUGAGACUGAUAGAAUGAUGGAAGGAUUCUCCCCGAUUUCGCCACCGCGAAUUUUCUGGAAUUCGCGCAAGAGAUCAGCUAGUUCCCGAAGCUUAGAGAGUUCAUUGAAGGAAGAGGGGGACAGCAGAGUUCUCAAUGACAUUACAAAGGAAAACCAAGCCCCUUCAAGCCCAUUAAAUGACAAUGAGAAACAAGAUGAUCCUAAAGCUAAUCUCUCUGAGAGACGCCGAGCUCUAUUCGAACCAUUGCAGCCAAUCACGUACCGUGGAGAUGGCAAGACUCGAACUCCUGCUGAAGAGCUCCUCCCACCGCCAGACUUUGACUCAACCUCAUACCCAAAAGGAUGGUUAGUAGGAAAGAAGCGGAAGCUCGUAAAUGUGGAUGUGGUUGAAAGCAUGAGGAGGAUUGCAGUCCAGGAGAUGAACAGAAAGGAUAGAGAGAUUGAUGGCCUCAAUGAGCAGCUGGAGGAAGAUGCUAAAUGCCUCGAACGUCUCCAGCUACAGUUGCUUGAUGAGCGAAGCAAGAGAGCUGAUGUUGAGAGGGAGAAUAGUAUGUUGCAGAAUCAGAUUACCAUGCUCAUGACCUUGCUUGAAGAAAACCAAGCAAUGGAAGAUGAAGCAGCAGAAGGGGAUGAAGCUUCCCUUCCCUGAAAUUCAUGGAUGUUCUUUAAUUUUAUAUAAGGCAGCAGCUCCAGAGACUCAUUUGUGACCUGUUUAAUAGAUUUACAGCAAAGUGAUAUUUGUUAAUGCAAUCUAGAAGAAUAAGAGAUGGGUAUCAAUAUACUUAUUUUGUUCUUUUUAUUAUUUAAAAUGUGCAGUGUUACAGUUACCUGGCAUAUGUAUUUAUUGUAAGCAGUUCAGAAUAUUUUAUAAUAUUCAUUUGAUGUAUGAAAGUGAUGGAAACA
Dendrobium catenatum is the source of this 980-nucleotide messenger RNA. Its product is annotated as protein HEADING DATE REPRESSOR 1. Gene Ontology annotation, biological process: regulation of flower development. The transcript has 3 exons. The record is from RefSeq and is a predicted model, not a curated record. The coding region runs from base 91 to 726 and encodes 211 amino acids. Lineage: Eukaryota; Viridiplantae; Streptophyta; Magnoliopsida; Asparagales; Orchidaceae.